AGCCGGUCUUUGAUGUCCACGUCCCCGUGGUGUCCGAGUCCUACCGGCUGCGAUGUGUUACGCGCCCCUGCUUUAGAAAAAAACAGAGAAGGAAAACUUCGUAGAAAUGGCGGAGGGUACUACGACUCUCAAAGGCUUGCGAGCCCAAAUGGCUGCAGCUGCACAGGCACAAGCCGAGGAGCGGCGCAGCCUGUCAGGGAACAGCCCAGGACCUACAACCAACACAGCAGCAGCAGCUAAACCUCAGGGGAGUAGGCCAGUCAUCGACGGUGCCGCGCUUCGAAUAGACGACCGACUGCGAGUAGCAAAAGAAAGGCGAGAGGAGGCAGAAAGACAACAGGCUUUGCGAGACUCUCAGAUCAUGGAGCGGGAGCGCAAGUCCAAGAUGCAAGUUGAGCGUCAGUUGGAGGAGCGUCAGAAAAAGGUUGAUGAAGCGCGAAGGAAAGAGGAGCAGAAACGAUUGGCUGUGGAGGAGAAAAGGAAGCUGAAACAGGAAGAGGAAAAGGAGCACUAUGAGGCAGUGAUGCGGCGGACACUGGAGCGUAGUCAGCGAGUGGAGCAGAGGCAGAAAAGAUGGUCCUGGGGAGGACUGUCCACAGACUCAGAUGGACGAACAGGAGACUCUGAUGCCAGCGCCUCAUCUCCAGUAACUAUAGUUGUCUCCCCUGCCUCGCCAGAAAAGCCACCAAGGAGUCGACAAGUGGACAAGCGCUCCACAUCCACCAUGAACUUGAAACAGCCGUAUGAGGCUGGCAUCAGCAAACGCCUAUCCUCCUCCUCUGCCACCCUUAUCAAAUCUCCCGACAAACGUAUUAAGCAGAGGAGUUCAUCUUGUAACCGGUUGCCUAACAGUGGCAACGCUGCUCAGGCCAGUAAGGAAGACGGCAAAAAGCUUCAGGUGGAACAGACAGGCCGUUCCCUCAAGACGAGAAGUUCCUCCCUCACACGAGUAAGUGUGGGCAGAUCACAGACCCCUGCCAAGCCAGAUAAGGGGACAACGGACGAUCAAGCCCGCAGGCCACCGGCCGGCACUGUGGACGGAGGGGUCCUUAGUCGCCUGCUCACCCCCACCCAGGCCUCACUAGCUAGGAGCAAGAGCGCCGCCGCCCUGUCCGCUGAAGGAACAGAUGCUCCAGAGUGUCACCUGUGUCCUCGCUCAGCUUCUGCCAGUCCCCUGCACCCGCCGCGGGGACCCGUGCGAAGCCGCAGCAUUGACCGACAGAAGAGCGGCAUGACCACCUCUGUGUCUGCUGACGGAGCCCUCGACCCUUCACUGAAGGACAAGCAGUUAACAUCACCUGCAGGGCGACGUCCCGCCUCCCCCUCUACCCCCCUGGGGCGUAACCGUUCACCAUCCCCAGCCCCCAACCCCGCCCCAAAGAGGACCCCCUCCCCAGCAGCAUCCAAGCAAACUCCCAAGUCACGCCCACCCUCACCUGGUGCAAUGAAACAACGGCCCCCAUCCCCCCAGCCUGCUACAGCAAAACCACCACCUAUCCAGAAACCGGCUCUCACUCCAACAGGGCCCCCCACCUUGCGAAAGAGGGGCUCCAAGUCCAGUGAUCUGCUUCCUCUCCAGGCUACGUCUCCACAAUCCUCUGAUUCCAGCAAGACCAAAGAGAAAGAUGACGCUAAAGCCAACUCCGCUGCUGAGGCGUCCAAGAUCCUGGCGGAGAAUCGCAGACUGAUGCGAGAGCAGAAAGAGAAAGAGGAGCAGCUCAGGAUACAGAGGGAGGAAGAGGAGAAGCUGAGAAAGGAAGAAGAGAUGCGUUUAGCAGAGGAGGCUCGACUGAAACGCCUGGAGGAGGAGAAGAUUCUUGCAGAGGAGAGGAAAAUUCAAGAGGAGGAAGAUGCUCGCCUGGCAGAGGAGGAGCGGGUGAAAAUGGCAGAGGAGGAGGCCGUGAAACAGGCCGAACUCCAGAAGGAGCGGGAGGAGGCCGAGGCCAAGGCCCUGGAGGAGGCGGAGAGAGUCCGUCAGGAGAGAGACCGCAUCAUGCAGCAGAACCAGCAGGAACGAAUGGAGAGGAAGAAGAGAAUUGAAGAGAUAAUGAAGAGAACAAGGAAAGGAGAACAAAGUGAUUCUAAGAGAGAGGGAGGAGAUGAUGAUGAUAAACAGGACGAUGACGAUGACAGAGAUGACUGCGACAGCCAGAGUCAGACAGAUGAUAUGGGCAUGGAGGAUGACAAAGACAGUGAGUGUGGUAUGUCCUCUGGUGAGCCGGGGAUGCAGCGAGAGGAGCCUCUGGGCAGCGUGAAUGGAAAACCAGAGACGGACGACAAGGAGAAUAACAAUGGCAUAAGCACAGAUGACACUCAGGCAGUGAGUCCGGUCCCUAAGGGCCGCCUCGUCGAGGGCUCGGAGUUCCUGAACGAGCAGGACUCUGAGAAGGUGGGGUUGGUCUCAGGUCUUAAUGGUAAAUCAAACCAGUGGAGCUUUGAGGAACUCAUCGAUCUCAACGUCCACUCCAAGGACUGUAACCAGGUCUUGAUCAACUGUGACGGGAACUCAGAAGGGACCAGGGUAGCCUUCGAGGACAAGGGAACCCCCGUCAACACCCUGCAUUCCUCUAAUCAACCCAUAGAAGCCCUGUCAGAGAUUUGAUGCUGCAGACAUCGUUGAGAAGCCUCUUACUGUUGCACUCGUAAAGUUCCUGUCCACCUGAGCUCCUUUUAAAAACAAAAAAAAGUCCUCUACCAGUUCCAAACAGCUUCCUCCUCCUCCUCCUCCUCCUCCUCCUCC
Messenger RNA from Centropristis striata (black sea bass), 2740 nucleotides. RefSeq names its product MAP7 domain containing 3 (gene map7d3). Gene Ontology annotation, biological process: microtubule cytoskeleton organization. Gene Ontology annotation, cellular component: microtubule cytoskeleton. NCBI's taxonomy places the organism in Eukaryota, Metazoa, Chordata, Actinopteri, Perciformes, Serranidae. Bases 107 to 2602 code for a protein of 831 amino acids. The transcript has 20 exons. The record is from RefSeq and is a predicted model, not a curated record.